Molecule: messenger RNA, 1095 nt
Organism: Paecilomyces variotii
Lineage: Eukaryota; Fungi; Ascomycota; Eurotiomycetes; Eurotiales; Thermoascaceae
Product: Ribokinase-like protein
Exons: 6
Coding region: 47-1057 (336 amino acids)
Molecular function (GO): kinase activity
Source: RefSeq, a predicted model, not a curated record
AUCAAGAAAGCUCCAACAUGCACGUCUUCUUAUUGUUAUUAUUACAAUGUGCGCGAUGACAACUCUCGUAGCUGUAGGUGCUUGCUACGUCGACCUUAUCCUCAGCGUCGACCAUUACCCCAAUGAGGAUGAGAAGCUGCGGGCUUCCCGCCUGACUCGUCGCCGCGGAGGGAACUGUCCGAACACAGUCGAGGUGCUCGAGCAAUUGAUUCAUAUCAAAGAGAAACAGCAGGAAGAGAAGAAGGAGAAUGACUUCGAGUCGUUAUCUCCUGUUCUGGUCACUGUCCUUCCGGCGCGAUCGUCGCCUGCGGUACAAUUUGUCCGAGAUUCCUUCGGAGCCCGCGUCGAUUUGACACAUUGUCUCUAUCGUGAAGAUUUCCACGAGCCCGCGUCGAGCUAUAUUAUAAGUAGCCAGAGGACUAGUAGUCGCACAAUAGUCAAUUAUAAUGAGCUCCCGGAGAUGACGCAUGAUGAAUUCAAUGCGCUCAUAGAUCGAUUGGAUGUUAAGCAUUCAGGCGGUGGAAUGUGGUUUCAUUUCGAAGGCCGCAUCCCCGACGUCAACCUACAGAAUAUCAAAUCCCUCCGCAACAGCUUGCCUGCAGCCACGAUUAGUGUGGAAGUAGAGAAGCCAGGCCGUCUUGGCCUACAAGAACUCGCCGCUGAAGCUGAUGUAGUUUUCUAUGCUAAAGGCUGGGCGCAGAACGCCGGGUAUACAGAACCUAAAGCUUUUCUCCAUGCGCAAGCUCCUUUGACUCCUAAAGCUAAAGUUAUCUUCUGUACAUGGGGUGAACAUGGCGCUUCGGCUCUAGAACUCCCAAGUCAAUCAUAUGUCUCUUGUCCGACGUAUAAGAAGGAAGGAGCUAGUGUAGUUGACACUAUUGGCGCUGGAGAUACUUUCAUUGCGGGGAUUUUAUAUGCUCUCAACUUCCAUGGGAGUUCGAAAUCAGAGUCCUGGACUUUGGAAAGGUCACUGGGCUUCGCGACAGAAUUGGCGGGGCGAAAAGUCAUACAGGAAGGCUUUGGUGGUCUGGGAGAGCAGAUGGCCGGGAAGUUGUAGUCUUUGAAAUGGUGCAGAAGAUUCAGCAUAGUAUAUAU